GUCAGUGAAUGGACGGAGCUAAGCUAGUCAUGAGCUUAGACGCCUCUGUGACAUUUCAUAUCUAACGUCUAUAUUCAGCAUCCGAGGAGGCAUUUCAACAGGUCGGCAUCAUGGGCGAACCGCAGCAGGUGAGCGCCCUGCCUCCUCCGCCCAUGCAGUACAUCAAAGAGUACACCGACGAGAACCUCCGCAAGGGUCUGGCUCCGAAGCCGCCGCCGCCCAUCAAAGACAGCUACAUGAUGUUCGGCAACCAGUUCCAGUGCGACGAGCUCAUCAUCCGGCCGCUGGAGAGCCAGGGCAUCGAGAGGCUCCACCCGAUGCAGUUCGACCACAAGCGGGAGCUCAAGAAGCUCAACAUGUCCAUCCUCGUCAACUUCCUGGACCUGCUGGACAUCCUCAUCAAGAGCCCCGGCAGCAUCAAGCGCGAGGAGAAGCUGGAGGACCUGAAGCUUCUGUUCGUGCACAUGCACCACCUGAUCAACGAGUACCGGCCGCACCAAGCCAGGGAGACGCUGCGGGUGAUGAUGGAGGUGCAGAAGAGGCAGAGGCUGGAGACGGCCGAGAGGUUCCAGAAACACCUGGAGAGGGUGGUGGAGAUGAUCCAGGGGUGCCUCGCCUCGCUGCCCGACGACCUGCCGCAGACGGAGGGUCCGGACGGCGCGGGGUCGUCGGCGCCGGCCCCCGGGAUGAAAACUGAACCGAUGGACGUGGAGGAGGCCGGCGCCAGCUGCACGGCGGCGGGCCACCAGGACAAGAGCACGGCGGCUUUAAAGAAGGGCAACGCGUCGGACAAGGAGGCCGCCAUGUGCAGCAUCAUCGAUGAAAUAGCUUAAGUCGUCGCGUUCCUUUUUUUGUACGCCUAAAUGUUUUUUUAUGUACAUAAACUAAGUAUGAAAACA
This is a messenger RNA of Pseudoliparis swirei, 899 nucleotides long. It is a transcript of the gene med7, whose product is annotated as mediator complex subunit 7. The transcript is spliced from 2 exons. Gene Ontology annotation, molecular function: transcription coregulator activity. The coding region runs from base 111 to 833 and encodes 240 amino acids. Lineage: Eukaryota; Metazoa; Chordata; Actinopteri; Perciformes; Liparidae. Gene Ontology annotation, cellular component: mediator complex. Gene Ontology annotation, biological process: regulation of transcription by RNA polymerase II. The record is from RefSeq and is a predicted model, not a curated record.